GAACUAUUCAGUAUUCAGUUUUCUGCUAUGCACAAUCGUGGUGUUAUUCGAUGCGGUUAUGUUAAUUACGAUUUAGUUGAAAGAGUUUUAUUACUUAUUUGUUAUGAUAAUUAAAAGAUAAAGUGAAGAUGAGUUCGUGUGUUGCGUUAGUGAAGUGCCGGCUGUGGUGCGAUGCAUUAGCUGGUAUUCCGAUAAACUUUGAAAGUUAAAUAGUUUUCAAUGUUUUGCUGUGUGCUUUUUGUGCAAUAGAAGCUGCUAACAUGGGGAACUUUCGAUGUUGUUAUAACUUGGUGGUGUGGGUGGCAAUGGCGUAUCUGAUGGCGUUCCCUCCUCUCACAGAGACAAGGAUGGAAGAAAGUAUGGAGCCCCACCCGACAUCAACGGAAAAGCCAGAAACGGAGGCACCACGCAUCGAGCUGAAAAUGGGCAAAUGCUUCCACAUGUCCCGGGAGCAUUGCCCCACGGACCAGCGGUGCAAACGAGUGGACCCUGUGUCCGUCUUCUGUUGUGACGUAGACAGCUUUCGACUCAGAGAGGCUCUUGCUAUCACAAUGACCCAGAACACGACAAAUCUGCACGUGCUGAACGCGACGAUAAAGGAGCUGGAUGUGUCACAAUCCACAUUUAGAAGACUCACUUCGAUGGCACUCACAGAUGGAAAUAUCGGCAAGAUUGUUGGUCAAUUCCCUAAGUACUCCUCGAUUGCAUGCCUGAACAUCUCCAACAAUAACCUGAGCAGCAUCACCCCGCAACCACCAGGCCAGCGACCUUUCGCCUAUCUCUUCACAUUGUCCAUACUCGAUGCUUCUGCUAACAAUCUGACAGAGUUCCCGCUGAGCCUCGUACAGAGUAAUAGGAAGAUACAUGUCGACCUCUCGGGCAACAAUUACCUGCCCUGCAAGCACUUCCAGAAGGCAAUGGAGGCUAACAACGGCUCUCUUCUGCAGUUCCUUAACCACGAAAAUACCUACUGUGCCCUCGACCUGCGAUUCAACUGGUUCCAGAACGUGCAGAUCGUUCAGAUUGACCACUUACAAGUUCAGAAAGAUUUAAACAAGAGCUGCCAAGACAUAAAGCCAGCGAACAUUAACUGCACGUGCACGACCAUGCUUGAGCUGGUGCUGCACCGUGAGGCCACUUACGUAGUGGCUGUGGACUGCUCCCAGCGCGGUCUCACGCAGCUGCCCACCGGUCUACCCAAUAACACUGUGAACCUGAAUGUGUCUUAUAACAACAUUACGUCCCUCCAAGCAAUAGCGGACGACGCGUCGUACGAUCACUUGCGAUGGUUGAUAGCAGACCACAACGACAUUGGCAGCAUUGUGGAGCUCGAGGGAUCCAAAUUCAUUGACAACUUCAGGCUCUUCUCCAUCACUCAUAAUAAACUGAGAUCUAUCCACCCUUACGUGCUGUCGAACCGUCUGGAGACAGCCGGCGCCACCAUGCUCAUCGCUGAAAACCACAUUCACUGCGACUGCAACACCGAGAAAGUUGUCAAGCCCUGGCUUCUCGAACAUAACACGGCGUUACUGGACUACAAAGACCUCUGGUGCGACAACAACAUGGGCCCUGUCGUGGAAUUGAAAGAGUUCCAGGUCUGCCACACCCCGCGUGACUGGACGGACUACAUCUACUACAUCAUAGGGCUAGAGGCGCUGGUGUUAGCGCUUCUGAUUAGCAAGGUCUCUUACGACUACUGGGUGUUUAAGACCGCGGGAUACUUGCCGUGGCCAGCCAACAAAAUGCCAAGGUUGCCUUGCGAUUGGCUUUGCGAAUAAGACUUUCGGUGACGUCAUAACUAGUCUGGGAUUUGUGUCGUGGGCAUGUGCUUGACUUUCGGUCGGUUUAGCUCGAUUCGUCAAAUGCUUAUUGUAGUUUCGUGCUUAAAUGUGUAUUAAUAAUUUUAUAUACAACACACAAAUAGUUACAAAAGAAUACAAAUUUGUAGAAUUAUCAUGAUUACAAACACGAACAGAAAACUUUUUUCGCUUGCUUUGCACAACGUAUCGCAACUGCGUGCUUAUAUUUUUGUAAAUAUUUUUUUCCUUAACCACCACGUUCACUGAACGAGUGUGAUCGUUUCUUGAGUCUGUGAAAACUAACUUCACGAGCUAAUUUAGAAGAAACAUUAAUCGAAGUGCCUUAGAAAUAAAUUUAAAAUAGUU
This is a messenger RNA of Pieris napi, 2165 nucleotides long. It is a transcript of the gene hfw, whose product is annotated as protein halfway. Bases 261 to 1778 code for a protein of 505 amino acids. NCBI's taxonomy places the organism in Eukaryota, Metazoa, Arthropoda, Insecta, Lepidoptera, Pieridae. The transcript is spliced from 10 exons. The record is from RefSeq and is a predicted model, not a curated record.